CUCCCAGUCAUGAGGUGCUGCCACGGGCUAAUUCUGUACUCGAUACUCGUAUUACCCUGGGAGAGAACGAGAGAGUGAACGGUCUGUGUGUGUGUUUGAGUGAGAUAGGGAGGGACGGACAAGCAAGUUUUGCCCAGGGUGAGCGAGAGGGGGAGGGGGUUGAGAAAGCAGGAGAAGCAACAGCUUCAGAUUUCUAGGGAAACAGACGGAAGGGAAGUCCGAGCAGCUUCUAAGACAAGUACAGAGAGGAAACAGGAUGAGCUGGAGAAGUAUGGGGGAAAAAGGAAAGAUGCCUCAACACGGAACAUAGCGGACAAAAAGGAGCAGAGGAAUUUGUUCUUGUGUGAGCCAAGAAGAUAUACGAGAAGAAAGUAGGCUGAUGGAUUAAGGGAUGAGCAAAGUAGCAGAGAAGUGAUAAAAAGCCAGGCCUGUCAGUGGAGAAAAGAGAAAGAGAGAGAAAAGGAGAAAAAGGGGGUAGUUAAAUUAAGAGGAGGGAGGGAGAGAGAAGAGAUUAACAGUCUGAGAGAAAGAAAGAAAGAGAGAGAGUAAAGAAAAGGGUGCUGUUGUCAAGAAACAGGCACAGGAAUAAAAUAAGGAAAGGACGGCAGAGCAAGAGAGGAAGUCGUUGGCAGCGGCAGCAUCUGCAUUUGAAUGAGAGUUUACGAGAGCACAUGCAUGUCAGCGGCUAUGUGUGCGCCUGAGCCCGAGCUCGAGCUCGUGUGUGAGAGUGGAAGCACGUUAUGAAGACUCUUAUGCUCUGGCUCCUUCCUGUCAUCUUUCUGUGCUCCUUCUGCAGUGUGGCCUUCUGGAUAUUCCUUUCUAACAAUAAUGUAAGCCCUAAUCCUUCAUCUAAGAUUGUUAAAAAAGUCUCAGAAACACAGCAAUGCAAGGGAUGCAAAGACAGUGCAUUCAUUGCCAAAGCCCUGGGGAACUACUCUAACAGAUGGAAAAAACAUGAGGCAAACUUUAAAAGAUUCAGGUCAUUACUGAGUAACAAAUGCCAUGCUGUGUCAAAGGCUGUGGUCACACAGAAUAACACCCCAUUGGGGUCUAUUGUUAUCUAUGAUGGAGAGAGGAGAAAGCCAGUACAGGUGACAAAAGCCCUGUUCAACAUCUUGGCUAAGGAGCAGCCCUUUGGAAAUGCUACAUGGGAGUCAUGUGCUGUGGUGGGGAAUGGUGGUAUUUUGACCAAUAGCAGCUGUGGAGAAGAAAUUAAUUCUGCUCAGUUUGUCAUUAGAUGCAACCUUCCACCACUGGAUAACAGAUAUGAGAAAGAUGUGGGCAACAAAACCAACCUGGUGACUGCAAAUCCCAGCAUCCUCCAUGAGAAGUUCAGUGGUCUGAUGGAGCGCCGUCGUCCAUUUGUGGAAAGCCUUCGUCCUUAUGGACAAGCCUUAUUGCUGCUGCCAGCAUUCUCCUAUGGUCACAACACGCCUGUAUCCCUGCGUGCCUUUUACACACUGGAGGACUUUGGCAACAAUGGCCCGCUGCCUGUUUUCCUGAAUCCAGAAUAUAUGAGAAGGUUGUCCGAGUUUUGGCGUGGGCGAGGCCUUAACUCGGUUCGUCCCAGCACAGGACUUAUCAUGGCCAGCCUAGCACUAGAAAUCUGUGCUAAUGUCCAUUUGUAUGGUUUUUGGCCUUUCGGUAUACAUCCAGGUGACAAACGACGGAUCACCAAUCAUUACUAUGAUGAUCGGGAGAGCAAGAAGAAUGUGCAUUCUAUGCCGACUGAGUUCGAACAUUUAUUUAAACUCCACAAGCAAGGUGUGGUUCGCAUACACCUGGGGGAGUGUCAACCCACACACAGGUAAAACACAAGACUAGGCCUUGCCUGUAAUGGACGUUGGUGUAUGUACUGUACACACCUACAGAAUACUUCUCCACUUGAUUAAGAACUGCAACAGGCCACCUGGAUCAUGUCUGGAAAGACACAGCUGUGAAUGUGAAAGUGCACUAAAUCUAUUUUGCUUAUAAUGCUGUGCAGAUUUGCUCAAAGAAGAAGCCAUGAACAUUCACAACAAACUUUUUUUUUGUGUUACUUUGUGAUAAUCUUGCACACAGAAAUAGCUGAAAAGAAUGUAUUGAUUUUAGCCUUGGUAUACUGUGAAAGAACUGAAUUAGGAAAAUGACUCCCAGAGCAGCACCCCUAAACACUCCUUAAGUGGUCUUGCCUUAGCCAGCCUUUAAUGUGCUCGCUACUGGUGCUUCUCCAGCUUUGCUGCAUUCAUCACAAGUGCCAGUCUGUCCUCUUUAGCAUUUUUUUAGCAGUGAAUGUGAAUUUGAUAUCAGGUGUGCAGAAAUAGCUGUGAAAGCAGCAUUGAAUUAAAACUCUAGACUUUGAUUCCAGGACUCAGAUCUCAGCUAAGAGAUCGGUAGAAAUGUCCGGAUGUUUGGAAGCAUGAUGUCGCAUUCACAGUGUGAAACAAUAAUAAGCAUGAAUGUGGUUAGUGUAACUCAGAGUAAAAAACAAGAGCUGGAGUAAAAGCUGAAAAUAGUGGCAAAUUUCAAUGUGCCAAUUCUGAAUGCCCUAUCUGAUUAUGAAAUUACUCUCACGGCAAUCGCUAAUGUAAAUAAAAAAUAUUUGCUUUGAAUUUUUCAAAAUCAAGAUCAAAUGCAAAUAAUGACAUAAGA
Molecule: messenger RNA, 2631 nt
Organism: Megalobrama amblycephala (Wuchang bream)
Lineage: Eukaryota; Metazoa; Chordata; Actinopteri; Cypriniformes; Xenocyprididae
Gene: st8sia6
Product: ST8 alpha-N-acetyl-neuraminide alpha-2,8-sialyltransferase 6
Exons: 7
Coding region: 741-1811 (356 amino acids)
Biological process (GO): oligosaccharide metabolic process; N-glycan processing
Molecular function (GO): alpha-N-acetylneuraminate alpha-2,8-sialyltransferase activity
Source: RefSeq, a predicted model, not a curated record